Molecule: messenger RNA, 2234 nt
Organism: Helianthus annuus (common sunflower)
Lineage: Eukaryota; Viridiplantae; Streptophyta; Magnoliopsida; Asterales; Asteraceae
Product: probable serine/threonine-protein kinase WNK4
Exons: 7
Coding region: 529-1896 (455 amino acids)
Biological process (GO): protein phosphorylation; intracellular signal transduction
Cellular component (GO): cytoplasm
Molecular function (GO): protein serine/threonine kinase activity; ATP binding
Source: RefSeq, a predicted model, not a curated record
UAAACUAAAAAAAUCAAAUUUCAAACACACUUGAUACCUAUUUCAUCGCUCAAAUUGGGGAUUAGGGUUAGGGUUCUAUAAAUCUAUAAAAACAUCCACCAUAAUCCAAAAAUUCGCUUUCAAAUCGCAACUUCUCCGUCUGAAACCUUCUCAAAUCUGCUACACUAGCAUUGAUCUGCAAGGUUUGUUCGUCAAUUGAUUCAAUUCUCACAGAAAUCGCUCAAUUUCAUACGUAAAUGAUUUCGGAUCUGAACGUUUUUGCGGUAUGAAUAACCGAUUUGCAACAAAUACACUAACAAUUUCCAGAAAUUUGAUUCGUUCGAAGAGUUUACACACAUUAUUGGUGAUGUGUUUUGCUGGAAAUUACUUCAGAAUUCGAUCGUCGAUCGAGGCUUUUUACGUUGCUUGCGAAGCGUUUUCUGAACAGUACGAACUCUAGGGUUUGGUUGCGGUGUUCGUUCGAUCGGAAGCUCUGUUGCUGUUGCUGAAUUCUGCGUGUUUUUCGAUCUGUUGUAAUUGGUGGUGCUUAUGGCGUCUGAAGAGGAUCCUGAUGUUGUUGAAAGAUGCCCGAAAAAUCGCUACGUUCGGUAUAAUGAAUUGCUGGGGAGGGGUGCCUGGAAGACAGUAUACAAGGGGUUUGAUGAAGUUGAAGGAAUUGAAGUUGCAUGGAGCCAAGUGAUGUUAGAUGAGGCUAUUCAAAAACCUGAAAAUCUGGAGCGAGUUUAUUCCGAGGUUCACUUGCUAAAGACGCUUAAACAUGAGAACAUAAUCAAGUCAUAUGUUUCUUGGGUAGACGACGAGAAGAAAACGGUUAACAUGAUUACUGAACUGUUUACCUCGGGGAAUUUGAGGCAAUAUCGCAAGAAGCAUAAGAGUGUUGAUUUAAAGGCUAUCAAGAAUUGGGCCAGACAGAUCCUUAAAGGCUUGGUUUAUCUGCACGGUCAUGAGCCGCCGAUUAUUCAUCGAGAUUUAAAAUGUGACAACAUAUUUGUUAACGGAAACCAUGGAAAAGUGAAGAUCGGCGAUCUUGGAUUAGCAACGAUAAUGCUACGCCCCACUGCUAAAAGUUUGAUUGGAACCCCUGAAUUCAUGGCUCCGGAGCUUUACGAAGAGGAAUAUAAUGAACUUGUUGACAUAUAUUCUUUCGGGAUGUGUAUAUUAGAGUUGAUAACUUGUGAAUAUCCGUACAGUGAAUGCAGAAAUCCCGCACACAUAUAUAAAAAAGUUAUUUCUGGGAUAAAACCCGCUGCUCUUUCAAAAGUCAAAGAUCCACAAGUCAAGGAGUUCAUAGAGAAGUGUUUGGUCCCGGCAUCUCAAAGAUUGCCCGCAAAAGAGCUUCUGAAAGAUCCAUUUCUCGCACCAGAAAGUACAAAAGAGCAUGUACACAAUCCGGUUGAAGUCAACUUGUCAACAUAUCCGAUGGACAUUGACGAUAACUUCGAUAUGGUUUCAUCUACUAGCAACACUACCAGCACUGGUUUACCUUUGCUUGAACUUCAGUCUAUCAAUGCGAGAAAUGAAAUCCGAUUAAAAGGCGAAAUGAAUGAAGAAAACACUGUCAAGUUAACCUUGAGAAUAGCCGAUUUUAGUGGUAGUGCGAGGAAUAUUGACUUCCCGUUUUCGCUCGAUGCUGAUACUGCACAUACGAUAGCUCAAGAAAUGGUUGAAGAACUAGACCUUUUGCACGAAGAUGUGAUUAUUAUAGCAGAGCUGAUCGAUGACAUGAUUAUGAAGUUCGUGCCAACAUGGAAACCAUCGUUCAAGAAAAAUUCCAUAUCUGGUGGAGGAGUUAGCUCAACCGAAGGUUCAAUAGUUCAAAACAACCAAAUCGCAUACGGGCCCACAAAGGAAGAUCACAGUUUCAAAGGGUUUGACGUUGUUUACAUAUUCGGGUGAUUGGAUGAAGAGCUCGGAAGUGUUUUCUUGCAAGAAAACGUCUAAUGAUUCAGUAGUGUGUGAAGAUGAUGGCGAAAAAAGUGUGUGUGAAGAUUUGAAGAAAGAGCUUGAUGAUAUUGAAGCUCAGUAUCAUUACUGGCAGAGUGAACUGCAGAAGCGUAGAGAAGCUGCAAUUGAAGAUGCAAAGAGGAAAUGGGAUUUGAAGAACAAAGUGCAAGUUUAUUGAGUUUGGUGUAGAAACUAGCUAGCUACAGUUGUUCUAACUUGUUGUUUAGAUUUCUUAUUCUUUGUACCAUUAAAAAUUUUGAAUAUAAUAAUAGUAACUAUUUUGAGAAGAA